GAGCAGCAGAUAGGGGAUUUGCAGCCGCUUUUGUAGCUGCUGGCAAAACCACUUCUGUUGCAUCAGGUACCUCCAGGGAAGCAUUUGUAACAACCACUGCUUCUGGAAUUUCUACCACAGCAGUCACUGCUUCCACAGAAGUCAAGGAAACCUCUGAAACUAAAAUGCAAACAAGAUGUCCACCAUCACAUCCACCACCUCCAGUUUGUCAUGGUCCACUGGGAGAAAAGAAAUCUCCUGGAGAGGAAUGGACUGCCAAUUGUUACACAUGCACCUGUACUGAUGCAAAUACUGUGGACUGUAGCCUCAAGGAGUGCCCUUCUGCACCCACAUGCAAAACUGGAGAGAGACUCGUAAAGUUCCAAGAUAACGACACCUGCUGUGAAAUUGGAUACUGUGAACCAAGAACAUGUUUGUUUAACAGUAUCGAUUAUGAGAUUGGUGCUUCAUUUGAUGAUCCCAGCAACCCAUGCAUCUCCUACUCCUGCCACAACACUGGUUUUGUUGCAGUGGUCCAAGACUGCCCAAAGCAGACUUGGUGUCCAGAAGAAGACCGAGUCUAUGAUUCAAAAAAAUGUUGCUAUACAUGUAAGACUAAUUGUAGAUCUUCACCUGUGAAUGUGACUAUUAAGUACAAUGGUUGCCAGAAAAGAGUCGAGAUGGCAAGGUGUGUAGGGGAAUGCAAGAAGACUGUCUGGUACAAUUAUACACUCUUUAAGUUGACAAAUUCAUGCCUUUGCUGCCGAGAAGAUAACUAUGAGUUCCGAGAAGUUGUUCUUAGCUGUCCUGAUGGCAGUACAAUACCUUACAGAUACAGGCACGUCACAACCUGUUCUUGCUCAGACAUAUGCCAACAAUCUGUAACCCCAGCAGUCAGUUAA
Messenger RNA from Enhydra lutris kenyoni (northern sea otter), 881 nucleotides. RefSeq names its product mucin 19, oligomeric. The record is from RefSeq and is a predicted model, not a curated record. Lineage: Eukaryota; Metazoa; Chordata; Mammalia; Carnivora; Mustelidae. The transcript has 11 exons. The annotation marks the transcript as partial. Gene Ontology annotation, molecular function: protein binding.